CUCCGUUAGUGCUACCUCAGGGUAAUAAAGUAAGAUACCUCCUCCUUGCUCACGGCACCGCCCGCGUGAUUAGCCUCCUCGCACGGCUGCAUCAGUCGGGGAGACCCCAGACCAAAAUCCAAGACUACGGGCAACCCUCCCCUAGGUUGACUUUGCACCUCGGACGCUGGCCGGUGCUAAAACGGGUCUGGGUAUCGCGAAUCGCUUCCCCCCCCCCCCGCCCGCCCAGGCAAGACCCCCAGCUAGAGCAGAGAGCCGAUCUCCUGCUCGCGACGACCCUGAUUACUCGCACAGCAUCCCACCGCACGCCGGCCUUGGGUACAUGCGACACUCGUCCGUCCCAACUGGCCGUGUGUCAUCAUCGUCAUCGCUCGGCCUCGUACAGUGCAGUGCAAUACGGUCGGGACCGACUGCGGCAGGGUUUCUCUUGGUCGACGGCAGGGAAGCAGGCGGUGCCCUUGUUGUUUCUCCCCCUUUCUCCUCGCGCCUGCUUGGGUAAUCCGUGCCCAAGAUACGUACGGUCGGUCGGUGUAGUCUCGCGACUUAUCUUGCCCUAUAAGCGCACCCGGCCCAAGUCGGCCUAGGCGGGUGCCGCAUGACGGGCGGACAGACAGACGAGACAAGCUAGACGGACUAACCUAGUAGUGCUAGCAGACACACGGCACACCCCAAGGUCUGGCCUGGCCAUGGCCAAGACAUGUUAAUACGCUUUUCCCGACGACGUACGUAUGUACACACAUACAUAGAUACGUGCAACCCCCCCCCGGCCGCCCGCCCACCACGUUCGUUCCCUUGCCAUUUGCACCGUCCGCCAGUCCACACACCCCCCAUUUUAUCCAGAGCGCGCCAUCCACACGCCUCUCGAACCGGCAAACCUUCUCUCCUCUGGCAUCCCACCACACCUGCCACGAACCCUUUGUCGACGGCUAUUCAUGCGCCGGCUCGCUUGCAUAGUCGCCUCGAACACACACGCACGCCUGCGCCCUUCAACUUGCCCCCGACACUCGCCUCGCCUCGCAUUGAGCACCCGGUCCCUCCACCCCCCGUAUAGUUCAUAUCAUACCAUUGUGCCCGGCGCCCCUGCCUGCCCGACGACGACGCUUCACUCACCACCUACCUACACCUACACUCUCACCGUGCGGUGGCCUUCUUGUUCACGGUUCCAUUUACUGAUCGAUUCGCCGCCUCGGCCCCGUCGGCAAACGCACAGUCACUUUGUUGAUUUUCCUUUCUCAACUCCGCCUAGCCCUUGGCCUUUCUCUACUUGACUUUGUUCAACCGCCGCCCCCCGGCGCUGCAAUAAACCCACCACCACCACCACCACCAUCGCGCUUGCGACUCUGCAUGCCUCAUGCACUGCCGACGUGCGAGACCAUAGCCAGGGUUAUCCAUCCACCAGUGCAUUCCAUCUCUCUGAGGCACCUAUCUGCACGUCACAUAGACGAGCCCACCCGCGCUUGCCGGCCUUGACGCACUUCUACGCCGCUUUCCUUCCUCUAGGAGCAGACUGCCGUCGUCUUAUUCUAGGUACCCCCACCCUCAGCUCCCCCCAUGGGCCGACUCCCUUGGACCUCGUCUCUCGAAAUCACCUUUUCUAUUUGUUCAGCCCCGAGGACGGUAGCCCCUGGGGCGCCUCUGCCUGGAGCUCAUCUUUGAAAGGGCACCGGGCGUUCGGACCACCCUCCAUCGCUGGGCGAGAUGACAUCAACGUUGGCGGUCAUGACCCCGUCAAAGCCCCCGGCAGCAAACAUUGGCCUCACCGGCGCAACCGCUUACAACAUGGACGAGAUGGCAGUAUGGGACGCACUCCCUGCCGAGGAGAAGCGCUCGGUGUGGGAUGAGACGGAGAACAACUUCUGGGACACAUUCGAGCGCGAUCAGGAGGAGGCACGCGCCGCCGCCGAGAAGGACCAUUAUGAUGCGACAUUGGAGCUUAGGCUUGACUUCAACUCGCUGUCUGGAAAAAAAUCUCAACUUGCCGAAACGCGCGACCGCCUUGCAAGGGAGCUGGCCAAGGUCGAGCAGGACCUCGCCCAAGUCGCCCAGGCUUGCGAGGACAAGAGCAUGAAGCUUACCGCUCUGGAGCACGAGUAUGCGAAGCGGAAGCACGACAGGGAGGAAAAGCGCGAGCAUAUCUACCUUCAAAUGCUGCAGUUCUUCAAAACCAAUCGCGGCGAGGACUCGGUGAGUGGGCGCGCGUCCCGCGCUCGACCACCGCCUAAGCGCCAACCUCUGCCUGCGGCGAGGACGCCCUCAUGGCAUGACCAGAUCCUGAAUCACGAUGACGAUGCCCCCAUGAAUGAUGCACCCCCCCGUACAAAUGGCCAUGCGAAUGGGUACGACUCGUUGUCUGCUACAGCAGGCACCUCAGGCUCCAGCAACCACGACUCCGCCGACGUGCUUGUCAACGUUGUCGAUGCGGACGACAACGUCAUCGGGCCCGUGAAGAGGAUUGACGGUUGGAACCAGUGGGUGAGAGAGAUUCAGGAUAUGCCCAUCAAACGCGCCGUAAAGAUCCGUCGCGGAAGACGAUUUGGACCUGAUCACCUCAGCACUAUUUACGAACGCUCUGAAGGCAAGGGUGUCAAGUGGUUGUCUUGCAUGAUUCAGGCAACAGGAGAGGUUGCACCUCGGCGAUGCCACUCUUGCGAUAAGAACCAAGGGGCCUUUGAGGACUGCAUCGUUCUUGGUGGCAACAUGUUCCAAAAGUGCGGAAACUGCGAGUGGAACCGUCAAGGCUGCCACAUGCCCAUGGCUAGCAGGUCCAGCAUUGCCGCUUCGCCGCACAAGACACGCGAAACCAAUACGACGACGGAGGAGAUGGAUCGUGACGACACCGCGGCGUCCUGGGAGGCACGACGAGCCGAACUUGCUCGAGAGGCUCUGACCAAGGCGUCAGGGCUCCCAGCCGCUAGCCUUCGGGAGUCGCUUUAUGUGAGCCACGCUGUCAAGGAACACAAGAGUCCCGUUCUCCCGGAGCCCAUGCAGAUGCCGACGCCCCAGGAGCCCAGGGAGCACACGUUUGUGAACUCGACACCUGCUGGGGCUGCAGGCUUCAGGGCCGUAAACGGCUUCACGGCCGCCAACAACAUUCCCUCCACCGGCGGUUUCACCCCCGCCAAUGGCUUCACGCCAGCGAAUUCCCGAAAUAGCAGGCCUCCGUCACGCGACAUCCUCACUCCUUCGGCCAUGUCGGUGGAGACAUCGCCGCAGCCGACGCCGCCCGCUUCCGAGCCACUCGAAGAGAUCACCCGAGCCAAUCUCGUCUUGGAGCACGACGGCACCAGAUAUACAUACCCCGAGAUUGUUCAGGGCGUGCCGCUGGUCAAAAUUGACGAGAACCAUCCGUACUGGGAACUGGGUUGGAAACCCCUGAAGCCGCAGAUCGAGGCGCAACUGGCGACGUGGCGCGAGAAGAACACGCUGGCACUCGAGGCCAAAGCCCGAGGCGAAGGCGGUUCGGCCAAGUUCCAGACCGGGCGACAGGUCAACCGUGGCAUGAAAAUUCUCGAAUUCCUCGAGCAGGGCGAGAUCAGCCCGUAUCAGCUCAUCAGCAAAAAAUUCAUUCACACCGGCAAGGGCGCCAUCACCUCAUAUGACACGCUGUUCCGCAUGUGCGAGACCCUUGCAGAGCUGGCCAAGUUCAAGCUCGACGUGACGCCUAUUGAAUGGAUGCGACACCGCCUGCACGAGCUUAUGUUGCAGAGAGGCGCCAACUUCAACGUGGCAAAGGUCAUCCAUGACUUCUACCACGACAAGAAGCUGACGGCGUUGCGGAUCAAGAAUGGGUACAAGAGCAUAGGGCGUCCCUCUGGCUACAAGCCUGGCCAGAGCAAGACUCCGCAGGGCUCGGUCAGGAAGCGCAAGAGCAUGCAUUCUCAGAGUGGCACGCCCCGCGAGACCCCCUCCCGGGCGCCGUCACCGCUGGACGUGGAAGAAAAUGCGGCGUCCCCAACAUUGACUCACGCGACGUCUGUCCAGACCGACGCGGGAUCGUUUGACACAUUCUCGAGGAAGCGGCUCAAGACUCUGUCACCGCCCGCGGCGGCGGCUGACGAUAGCCUCGACGUCGGAGAGUAUUCGGACGCGGACUCAUUUAGCGGGGCGCCCCUGGCCAGCCACGAUUGGCGCCUCUAUCAAAUCAAGACGAGACUCUUCACGAGCUCCAUCCAGGUGACGCAGUAUUGGAACUGGAAGGAGAAGGGGCGUCUCUUCGAGCACCAGCUCCUCAAAGACACGAAGCCUAUUGAGUGGGGUGUGCACCGACAUCCGAUCGACUUCAGCAUUCGGCUCGACGACAUUGUCGAGGUGAGAUGGAACAUAGACGUGCUACAGGUGCACAUUGUGAUAAGCCGAUACGAUAGCGCUUCUGCCGGACAGGACGGCAAGCCGCGCGGGGAUGUCAUGGCCGCGUUCAAGAGAGAGCGGACCAUUCGUCGAUUUCUUGAUUUCUGCCGAGCAAAGAGACUCCGCACGAUUGAGGUGGCUCCCGAGGACAUGGAGUCCGAGUGGGGCAAGAUGCAAUCCGAACAGCUGCCUGGACCCGGAGAAGAGGCUGGUGCUUCGCUGGAGGAAUAGCUUUCCCGAUCGAAGUGAGUCUCGACUUGGGAUACCAGGGCUUUGGGCCGCGGCGAACGCGGCGACAUGAUGAUAAUCGCAUGGCGCGGAUGGCCCGCCCCUCUUCACCAUUCACAACCUUUGGUUUGGCACGUAUGGUGCCUGCUUCACCCCUCAAUUCUUCUUUUUUUAAUGUCUUUAUUUCACCCCUUACCGGUUAUACCUGCUGUCUUCUUCUCAUAUCCAUCACGGCGUCUUUUUCUUGGUCAUGGGGCGCAGACGGGAGCAGCGAUGCGGCCUAGGUAGCCCAUCUUGGGACCAGCCUCGUCGCUCACUCGCGCGCGAGAGAGGGUUUUUCUUUCUCAUUAGAUAUGGAACGUACGCGCUGGCUGGACGUGGCCUUGGCGACAUGGCGUGCAGCGGCUGCGGGCCAGGAGGGCGACGCAUCGGCGCGAGCGGUAAAGGGGACAGACGAAGAGAGGCGAGAGAAAAGGUUGCGCGUGUGUGAGAUAGAUACCCCAUGGGCGGUUUUUGCUUUGAGAGCGGCACGGGCACGGCACGAGCAUGGAGAAGCGAGACUGGGAAGGACGGACACACAUUCAGAUGGACAACGGACGGAGCGCAAUGGGUUCGACCAGGGGUUCGUUAUUGGACUGGGAUGCGCAUGCGGGAUGGGACCGCCGGGGGCAUGCAAGCGUCCUCUACCACCACCUAGCUAGAUCUCCACGAGAGAGUGUUGAA
This is a messenger RNA of Purpureocillium takamizusanense, 5298 nucleotides long. RefSeq lists its product as uncharacterized. The transcript has 4 exons. Bases 1699 to 4578 code for a protein of 959 amino acids. The record is from RefSeq and is a predicted model, not a curated record. Lineage: Eukaryota; Fungi; Ascomycota; Sordariomycetes; Hypocreales; Ophiocordycipitaceae.